AUGGCUCUGGGUUGGGGCUGGGGUUGGGAAGUAAGUUGGUUUGGGAGUCCCUGCAGGAAAGACAAGUACGAAAAGCACGUGCGUGAGUUUUGGGUCGACGUUGAGACGGUUGGUCGACUUGACACACUGCACAGUGAAGAGCUCAAUCAGAGCUACGUGAUUGUGGAUGACCAUGAUUGCGAACUCCCCUCUCCCAUGCUGGGAAAGAGUUCCUCUGCGUGUCUUGAGCUAGACGGAGAUGAUACCGAUGAGGAUGAGAAUGAGGAUGAUGAUGAGGAUGAGGAGAAGGAGGAGCCAACCCCCAAGUCGAAGAGCAAGAAGAAGCGAGCAAAGACUACUCCAAGCCCCAAGUCCCGUCGCAGAGCCAUCCUGAAGAAUAGCAGCACCAAGACGACCAGGAGUGCAAGGAAGGAGAUGGAUCGCAUCCCCACCAUUCUCACUGAGAUCCUGAAGCUCCGCAUCAAGAUGGACAACACCAUGGAUUCGCUGAAAAAAACCAGCGGGGAGGAUGCAAAGAAGAGCUUGACAACCAUGACAGAUCAGGCGGACAAGCUAAUGGUCUUGCACGAUGACUUGGCAGAGCUAAAGGCGGAGCAUGGACAUGGAUGCCCUGACAAAGCGUCAUCCCGUGUGGUGAUGGAAGAGAAGAAAUUGAAGCGGACAGUCUUGCGCCCCAAGCAGGCCAAGUCCAAGAAGAACCCGAAAUCCAACGCCGGUGAUGAUGAUCAUGCUUCCACGGAUGAGGUGCGAUACCCGCAUCAUCUGGAGAUGUUGGAUCUGCAUCGGUUUCAGACAGGCUCCUAUGCAACAUUGUUUCUGGCUUCAUCGAUGAAUGCAGAGCGGCUGACCCGGCGCUUCAAAGCCCAUGAUCCGCAGCAUCCAGUUUUUCAGACACACCGAAAGCGAUUAGACCAGGUGCUGCCAUUGCAGAUCCAUGCGGAUGAAGGCCAAACUCUCAAGAAGACUGGAGUCAUGGUGAUCAAUUGGCAGUCGCCACUAGGCUUUGGAACCUCCAUGCAAGAUGACUGCCCAGAAGCUAUGGGUCUCAACUAUAUUGGGAACUCAUAUUCUACGCGGUUCUUAUUCACAGUUUGCACCAAAAAGACCUACCGGAAAAAGAAUGCCUUCGUACUUGAUCGCAUCUUCGAAAUCUUGGUGGAUGAGCUACAUAGCCUGUUCCAUGAAGGUGUCUGUCUAACAAUUGCUGGUCAGGAGAUGCGGUUCUUCAUAGCUACCAUUGGAAUGAAGGGCGAUUGGCCGAUUCAUGCUCGUGUUGGUCAUCUUACUCGACACUUUGCGCGUAAAGGUGUGUACCAGGUUGUCCUGACUGACUACAAAUUGGUGGGGCCUGGCGAUUUCCAGACGCAGCUGGACCAGAUUUAUGGGAUGUGGUUCAAGGGGGCUGAUACCACUGCUGUUUGCCUUUUUUUCGAGCACUGGCUGAUGUCGAACCUGAACGACAUAUCGAAUGACAGGGCGUACUUCGUAAGUAUGCUGUCGGCCUUCAAGAGUGCCAACACUUUCUUGAGGACACUUUAUAGAAGUGGUUUGUUUUUAUCCCGAGAGCGCUGUCGCUUGGCUGCGCAGGCUGGUGUGGACUUUAUUCGGGCGUAUCGCGAAGUUGCAUCGAUUGCAUACUCAAUGGGCCGCACGCGUUUCAAGCUCACUCCGAAGCUGCAUGCUUUCUUUCAUAUCGUGGACCACUUGUGCGUGGCAUAUGAGGCUGAGCGUCGCUGGACAUUCUCACCUUUGGGUGAGAGUGUCCAGAUGGAUGAGGAUUUUGUUGGUCAAAUCAGCUCAUUGACGUGCACAGUCUCUACUCGCAAGGUCCAUCUCGAGUCCGUACGCAAGUACUUGACUAAUGUAUG
Molecule: messenger RNA, 1868 nt
Organism: Symbiodinium pilosum
Lineage: Eukaryota; Dinophyceae; Suessiales; Symbiodiniaceae
Source: the annotation of a GenBank genome assembly